Pristis pectinata (smalltooth sawfish) is the source of this 1678-nucleotide messenger RNA. RefSeq names its product collectrin, amino acid transport regulator (gene cltrn). Bases 74 to 772 code for a protein of 232 amino acids. The record is from RefSeq and is a predicted model, not a curated record. NCBI's taxonomy places the organism in Eukaryota, Metazoa, Chordata, Chondrichthyes, Rhinopristiformes, Pristidae. The transcript is spliced from 6 exons.
GGUGGAGGUUUAUGUAUCACAGAAAACAUAAGGUGGGGUUCUCUGCCAGUUCUUCCUUACAGUGUCCUUCAUUAUGAAGAUGUGCUUCAUGCUUUUGCUUAUUGUUUUCAGUCCUUUUAUGGCUGCAGGGUCUGGAGCCACAGCAUUGGGUCAGCUCUGUUUUAAAGAUUCACCUAAUGCUUUUAAAGUACGAAUCAGCCUGAAGACAGCUCUUGGAGAUGAGGCAUAUGAUUGGGAUGAGAGCGAACAGUUCUACUUUCAAGCAACAGUGGCAUAUGGUAUGAGAAAAUCAAUGAACAAACCAUUCAAUGUAUCCGAUGUGCACAUAUGUGAGAAAACAGAAAGGAUCUCAUUUUAUUUUGUGGUGACAGAUCCAUAUAGUGGAUCGAAACCUCUUCCCAAGACAGAUGUGGAAAACGCGAUCAGAAUGGUCAGAGCCAGAUUCAACAAUGCCUUUUCCCUGGAUGACCACACACUGGAGUUUGUGGGUAUCAAGCCUACCUUUUCCCCAACCCCAGAGCAACCUGUCACUGUGUGGCUGAUCGUAUUUGGUGUCAUCAUGGGCUUGAUAGUGGUUGGUUUAAUUAUGAUAAUUGUGACCAGUCAGCGUGACAAAAUGAAGAAAGCAAAAUCUGCAGAAAAGGAAAAAGAAAAUGAAGAGGCAAAUUUCAAAGGGGCUGAGAAUGGAAUCUCCUGCCAAGCGCUGUGCGAGAGCGAAGGAUGUCAAAAUGAAGCAUUCUAUCCAGAUGAUGAUAAUUUAACAACGCUAUAAAAUCAGCUCUUCCCUACCAUCUGCCUAAAACAUCUCUGAGGGUCAUUGCAGCCUUUAGUUCUUUAAUGGAAUUAACUCAGUAAGUGUUAUUAAAAAUUAAAUGCUAACCCUUAAAUCAGUUCAGUUUUAUUUUUUUUUUCAUUUUUAGGGAGUUCAUUUGCUUCACAUUGAAUGAACACGUGGAGCAAUAUUAAAUGUUGCAGCAAAUCUGUAAAUGCUAAAUUGUGUCUAAAGUUAGAGUCCUGUUUAUCUUCCUUAUAUGAUGAAUAUUUACUACUUAAGGGGUCCUGUUAAAGUGUGAGAUUCGAAGGACCUUCACUGGCAUCAUUAGAUCAUAAAAAUACAUGGAUUCAAAAAAUGUCAUCCAAAUGAAGAAACAUUUUUACGUUGACAUGCCUUUUUUUAUUCAUUUAGCUCAAAAUAGAUCAAAAUAAGAUUUUGCUGAAGAAUCAGGCACAUUGGAAUUAUAUGAAAAAUAAGCUAUGUUAUACACAUAAAACAUAUACAAAGACUUUAUACAACAUAUCCUUCAGUACUUUGCAGUGUCUCAUGUCCAUAGAAUCAUGGAAAAUUUACACCAUUAGAAGUUAUUCAGCCUAAUGUCUCUGCUAGUCAAAACAAUAGGUAUCCAACAUAAUCCCAUUUUCCAACACUAGGUCCAUAGCCCUGCAGGUCACAGCUCUUAAUGUGCACAUCCAAAUAAUGUUAUUAAUUAUCCUGCUGUAGCUGACUUUUGUCCAAAUGGAUGUUGUCUUUGCUCUAAACUUUUAUCGAUGUAAAGCAGUGAUUAGAUUCAGAAUUCUUAUCAGUUAAGGAACUGGAAUACAUCUAUAUACUUGACAACAGAUAAAUUCAUAUUUGUUUUGUAAAAUAUUUUGUGUAAUAAAUAAUUCUGAUACCCAGGCA